AUGUCAACGACAACGCGCAAUGAAUUACGACCAACAACAUCAGAAACAAAAGGAGAUAAGAAGAGAACUUUAUGUGGUGCAUGUGAAUCAGAAUUAGAACCUGAUCAUCCAGGUAUACAAUGUGUACAAGGACAUCAUUUUUGUACAGAUUGUUCAAAACAGAUUAUUAGUUUAUUCUUCUCUGAUCCACAACAUUAUAUACCUUUACGUUGUGUUCUAUGUCAUAUUGAAUUAAAUACAAAUGUAUUUGAACGACAAUUAACACCCGAACAACUUGAUUUUUAUCAUCAAAAUAUGUUAGUAUUAGUUUGGGCAAAAGAAUUAGUCGGUGAAGGUGAACGUUUAGAUAAUUGUCCAUUUUGUUGUUUUGCUGUUAUACGUAGUAUAAAUGAUUCAAGUAUAUUUCAUUGUGAACGUGAAGGUUGUGGUAAAGCAUCAUGUUUAAUAUGUCGAAAAGCUUGUCCAAAAUUUCAUAGUAAUUACGCAUCUGCUGCUCAACAAGCUGAAAUGUUACAACAUUUUACAUGUGAAGCAUUAGGAAAUGAUAAAUUUUUAUUUGAUCAAGCUGUUGAAAAUGGACAAAAGGUUCAAUGUCCUAAAUGUGGUUUGUCUGGUAUGAAAGAUGAUUCUUGUACACAUAUGACAUGUCCGACAUGUUCACAAAUUUGGUGUUAUUUUUGUGGGAAACCUGUUGAAAAAUGUGAUAAAGCACGUAAUGGAAAAAAUACUAUAUAUGAUCAUAACCAAAAUUGGGAUAGUAAUCCAAAUCGUUGUCCUAUGUAUUUUACACAAAUUCAAGAUAUUGAUAAACGAUGGGGAGAUAAUGAAGAAGAUUGUGUAAUUAUGUUUCAUCGUAUUCGUUCAUUACGUUUAUUACGUGAAGUAUAUGAAAAACUUGGUAAAGAACGUAUUAAUGCAUUGAAUCGUCAUUUUCGUUCACUUGAUGCAUGUGGUUUCUCAUUAAAUGAAAUACUUCAUGAAGAUUUAACAUUAAUUCGAAGACGUAGUCAACAUCGUCGUAAAGACAACUAA
Messenger RNA from Rotaria sordida, 1032 nucleotides. The record is from the annotation of a GenBank genome assembly. Lineage: Eukaryota; Metazoa; Rotifera; Eurotatoria; Philodinida; Philodinidae.